CUAGCCAAGGCCUACAGUAAAAUAUUUCUUAUUUCUUUUGCUGUCUGUAAAGCUAGGUAUAUUUCUUCAUAUCUGUAAAUAUACACACGUGUGUGGGCGAUGGAUUUUUUAAAAUUUGCCUCAAAUAUCAAACUUUUUGAUAGAUAUCGGGAGGAAGAACAUUCCAAUGAAUAAAAUCGACUUGAGAUGGGAACAAGUGCCUCGAUAUCUCUCUGUAGCGACUCAUCUGCUGUGAGAAUUCGGAAGCACAAUGCGAAGAUCAGCCCUGAGCCGACUGUUCCAGGCCCUGACACCAGUCCUGUCUUUGGGGUAACCCUUGAGAGGCUGAGGGAAGAUGGACAGCUUGUUUGUGGAGUGCCCCGCAUGCUGCGACACAUGGUGGAUUUCCUGGACAGAAAUGGUCUGCAGCAGAGGGGUCUGUUCCGUCUGUCUGGCUCUGUGUUAAGGACCAGGCAGCUGAGGCUGAUGUGGGACAGGGGAGAGAGAAUGGAUCUUGAGGUGGAGGAGGGUGUCUCAAUUGUGGCCUCCCUGCUCAAGCUCUUCUUCAGGGAGCUGCCCAGCCCCAUCAUACCAGAGCCUCAGCGCAAGGAUCUGGUUCUCAGCCUCACAGAAUGUAAGAAUGAGGCAGAGUUGAACGCGGCUCUGAAAGAGAAACUCAGCAGCCUACCUGUCGACAACCACAGCAUCCUGUCUUACCUCCUCCACUUCCUGUCAAGGGUGGCCUCUCACAGCCAAUCAAAUCACAUGCCUGUGGAGAACCUGGCCACAGUCUUUGGACCCUGUAUAUUCCAGUGAGUCAUUGCCAAUAGCAACCCUAUUCAUCACAUCAUAGAUCACCCCAGAGACAUUUUCAGGGCAUAGAAUUUAGGCAAACAUUACAAGGGGGAAAUGAUCAGUCAUAAUAGCUAGUUGUCUUAAUAAAAGAGACAAAAACAUUAUUCCACUGUAU
Molecule: messenger RNA, 949 nt
Organism: Salvelinus namaycush (lake trout)
Lineage: Eukaryota; Metazoa; Chordata; Actinopteri; Salmoniformes; Salmonidae
Product: protein FAM13A-like
Exons: 4
Coding region: 187-795 (202 amino acids)
Biological process (GO): signal transduction
Source: RefSeq, a predicted model, not a curated record